Messenger RNA from Calidris pugnax (ruff), 1970 nucleotides. RefSeq names its product ADP-ribosylation factor like GTPase 11 (gene ARL11). Gene Ontology annotation, cellular component: cytoplasm. Gene Ontology annotation, molecular function: GTPase activity; GTP binding. Bases 294 to 899 code for a protein of 201 amino acids. The record is from RefSeq and is a predicted model, not a curated record. NCBI's taxonomy places the organism in Eukaryota, Metazoa, Chordata, Aves, Charadriiformes, Scolopacidae. Gene Ontology annotation, biological process: vesicle-mediated transport; intracellular protein transport. The transcript has a single exon.
CGCUAAUGGAAAUGGAAGUUAGCGGCGGCGGAGCUGGGAUAUAGGGAUUGUUGUUUCCAGCGGCGCUCCCUGGCUCUGCUCCACACCUCAUAAAUAAUGGCUCUCACCUCAUUUUAGCUACAAAAAGAAGCAAAAGCAAGCUGCCUGUGUCUGUCUUCAGCAAAUCUAAGGUGCCCUCUUGGAGAGGCAGAGCUGAGUACCCUGUUAUUAACUGGCAUUAUUGAGGAAAUACUCUCACUUUCUUUUUUUUUUUGGCUGCAAUAUUUUUUUGCCACGGUUGCGACAGCAUCUUGAUGGGGAAGCUGAUCUCCAAAGGCCAGCGCAAAAGAGAUGCUCGAGUCGUCAUGCUGGGGCUCGACUUUGCCGGCAAAUCCACCCUUCUCUACAAACUGAAGAGCGGCCGGGCUGUGGAGACCUGCCCGACGGUGGGCUUCAACGUGGAGUCCCUGAAAACACCCUGUCGCGUAUCCUUCAACCUCUGGGACGUCGGCGGACAAAGCAGCCUGCGGGCAAGCUGGGCCAGCUACCUGGAGGACACCAGCACCCUCAUCUUUGUGCUCGACAGCACGGACACGGCCCGGCUGCCUGAAGCAGCAGCAGCGCUGGAGGAAGUGCUGAGCCACCCCAGCAUGGCUGGUGUCCCCGUCCUCCUCCUGGCCAACAAGCAGGAGGUGCCGGGUGCGCUGGAUCCCACCGAGCUGGGGGAAAGGCUGCAGGGGGGGAGGCUGGUGGAGCGACGCUGGGUGCUCCAGGGGUGCAGUGCCCACACCGGGCAGGGCCUGCAGGAAGCCCUGGCUGUCCUGGGGGAGCUGCUGCGGGGUCUGGAGCAGAGCUCCCCGUCCCAAGAGCAGCCCCUCGCAGGGCCAGAGGGGAGGAGGCAAGCCCCAGGGCAAACCUGAACCACGAGCGGACCCUUCCCACUGGUUUGCUGCAGAGGAUCCCAGCGUCCAGGUGCCCCCUGAAAUGAGCACUGGGCACUAGCCGUGCUGAAAAACAGCCAGCCACCUGCCACUGAAACCCAGCAGGAAGACUUGUGAGCAAAACUCCCACCGUGGAGCGUUUUUGGCUCCAUCUCUUGGACUCUCAUCACCAGCCGCAGCUUGUCCCGCGUCCACCAGGCUCUGCUCACCCAUUGCGUGUGUGUCCAGCGCUUCAGGAGGGAUGCUUUUUGCCAGAGCAAUAUGAAUUAUACCAGAGAUGCACAUUUAUAUACAAUAUAAAUUAUACCAGAGAUGCACACACAGGACAGAGGGGGUUAUUUUCUUUCCACAGCUCCCAGCCCCGAUGCAGCUGUCCCAAUGGGGUGAUCGCCACAGCACGGAGGGGUUUGAACGUGCCCCAUUCUGCUUCUCGCUCAGCUGGAAUCACACUUUCAUCAGCUGGAAAAGCAGCAGCUGCUAAAAGGGAAUGGCUGAACUGGAGCAGCGUAAGCACAGGACUUCAAACAGCCGACAGCUAAUUGGUUUUAAUGCGGCAUCUACGGGUAUAGUCUUCAAGUCAUGGAUGUGAGUCAGGAUUGGAUGGCUUAAAGCCAUUCCGGGAUGUGUGUAUAUUUAUUUCUGAAUUUCUUGUUCUGGGUCUGUCUUUUCCGUUUGUUAUUUUCAUCAAAUAUUGAUUUCAUGAAAACAGUACCUCAUUUUCCAUGGAUUAUAUACAAAGGAAAGAAAUCUGACGUCUAGAUGCUUGGAAACAUGUCUGCACGGCCAGUCAACUUCUAAAUAUCCUCAUGGUGGGCUGAACAGCCAAGACGAAGCCCUGAUUCUCCAACUUUUUGAAACUGGAUGAGGCCACUCCACGGGCAAUGACUGGUAACCAUAGGCACCUGUGGGCACAGGCAGGUUGGUAACCAAAGGGGUCUCCACACCCAGCUGGGUCCAGGGCAGUCAAAAUGCCCCUGGUAGUUCACAACAGGGCUGGGUCCGUUGUUGCGGUGAUGGUCUCUGUCUGAUCCUGCUGAACCCACUGUUGGA